GCCAUUAAUUGUGAGAGUUCUCCCACUGUUCGACGUCAGGAUUGGUGGGCUGAGUAUUCCAUGUGGUGUUCCAAACCAGUUUAGGUACCCAACAGUAAUUUCAUUGGCUUAUGUACUUCGUUCGAGAUCGGUUGUGAAUAUCGUGGAGUUUGUCGUAUCUUAUGCAAACUGAACUGUUUAAUUAGGACUUUUGCAUAAAUAUAAAAGGAAGACAUUGGCCUUACACUCCCCAGUGUGAUUCUGGCAAUUAUAGAACGUUUUUUCGUACAAGAUUAGCGACAUUUUCUUUUACUUUUCCGUUUGCGGUUUGCUACUUCGGUCUGCUCAGUAGUUCCCUAAUACUGAUAGAUUUAUUUUAUUUUCGUAUAUACGCGGUCUUCCUCAAUCUUGAAAAAUGCUGAAAAGUGGAAAUAAAAAGAUCCAUGGUGAUACCAUCGAAAUGAGAGAAGUGGCUGCUCGACUGUGUAGAGACUAUCUUCACGGAGCCUGGAAAAAAGUAACUGCUCAAAGUAUCGGCUUCAAACAUAUUAGUGGUGGACUCUCAAAUCAUUUGUACCACGUUUCCUUACCGAUCGACUUUUACGAUUCGUAUGAAGACAAUAAGAAAACUGUAAGUCAGGAGCCUAAAGACGUGCUUAUUCGAAUUUAUGGGCAAACUCAUGGAGAAGGUGCACUUGAGGCCUUAAUCACUGAAAGUGUUAUUUUCACGUUAUUGAGUGAAAGAGGUUUGGGUCCGAAACUUCAUGGAGUUUUUCCCGGAGGCCGUUUGGAACAAUACAUAAAUGCACGUCCACUUCUCAAUACAGAACUAGCUGACCCAAGACUGUCGGUUCAAAUCGCCCAAAAAAUGGCAGCUUUGCAUUCCAUGCAGGUGCCUUUACAUAAAGAGCCAACAUGGUUGUGGGGUACCAUUGCUCGGUGGCUGCUAACUUGUGAUACAAAGCUGAAGAGUAAUAACCUUCCUAAGAAAGUGCGAGAACUGUUGGAUAAUGUCGAUCUUCGAGCGGAAUCUAAAUGGCUGCGACAAAGAAUGGAACAAGAGAAAAGCCCAGUUGUAUUUUGUCACAAUGAUAUGCAAGAAGGAAAUAUUCUGCUGAAUAUGGAUCAUGAUAAAGAAAAUAACCCAGAAGAAUCUCAGUUAAUGAUUAUCGAUUUCGAAUAUUGUUCUUAUAAUUAUCGAGGUUUUGACAUUGCAAAUCACUUCAUCGAGUGGGUGUACGAUUACAAAGAAGAUAACUAUCCUUACUACAAAGAAGAUUAUUCUAAUUACCCAACCGAGCUACAACGACUUCUUUUCAUCAGAGCUUAUCUGAACGAAAAAGGAUCUCGGGAACAACCCAAAAAACUGCUCAAAGAAGUCGAAGUUUUCACUCUAGCCACGAACUUCUUCUGGUCGCUUUGGGCUUUUAUCAAUGCAGAUACUUCGGAAAUUCCCUUUGGAUAUUGGGAUUAUGGUUGCUCAAGACUGACUGGAUACUUGAAACUCAAAGAACGUCUAUCAUGCAACCUUCAAAUCAAGAGAAAGGUGGAAUGGUUGUCUUCAGAGUAAGUUAAUUCGCACAAUCCUGAAAUCGAAGUCAUAACGGAGCCUUCUUGGGUGAGAUAGAGAUGGCAAGCGUGUACUCAAUAUCAAAUCAAUAUGUCCUCAACAUUUUUAAAUAACGGAUUUCGCAAAAUCUAUUUGAGGACAUGGAUUUUCCUAGGAUUAACAUUCGCAAUUUUGCAAACCUUUGGGUACCAGUGCAAUUUACAUUUCAAAAUAUACUGGAAAUUAAUAUUUUGUUUUUGUACACGCGUUGCUGGCAAUAGUCCGUUUGUUGUUUCAGUAAAAAAGUACAUUUUACAUGCUUUAUACUUUGCAAAUAUAACUGGAAUCAUGCAUCAUAUAUCAGUUAUAAUUACUUUCUCUAGAUCUAAUAUUUAACAUAGAUAUUCUCCAUUUGUUUACUUCGACCCUUCGAUAGGGCCAUUAAUAAACAAAGAUGGAGAACAACGGCCAGCAGAAUUUUAUUCAAGAAGUUCAGUUGAUUUCCUGUUCCAGAAGAUUCCAUUUAUGUUUCUUUACCCAAAGAAAAUAUAUUUUCAAUGCUUGAUAAGCACCGAUAUUAAAAAUGGUUGAAUUAAAAUCCAAUGAUAAAUACCCAUUUCUACAAACAGCCUCUACCUAUAUUAGUCGUAGUAAACUGACUGUGAAUUGUGUGAAGAAAAUAAUCACAAUUUGUGAUAUUUAAUGUCGAUAUAAGUAGUUUUAAUUUUUAGAUAAUAUCAUACAGGGUUUGGUUUUACAUUAUGUUACUUUGGUGAUUAUUAGUUAAAAAUUGAAAUAAACGGACACGCGAUAGAGUAACUAGCUCCUACGCAAUUUUAUCGAAUAUUAUAGAAUCACUCUUUUAGAUCUUACAAGCACAUUUGCGCCUUCGUAUUUCAAAGAUUGUCGUUGCAUUAAGCAUUAAACAUAAUCGAAAUAAAAGAUGAACCAGAAAUGCAAACGGGUUGUAUUGUCUUUUUUGUAACGUUUUUAUUGACUACACGUUCCACUGCAAGGAUGACGCAUAAAAAUCAACCUUUGUGAUAAUAUAACACGGCAAUAAAAACGUUAUACAUUAGUAAUAACUCUCGUCAGAUUUAAAAGUUACUUAAGUACAAAGUUGUUAUGAUUUUAUUUUAUUUAUCGUAUUAUCUAUUUUCGAAUGAUGUAUUAUGUAUUUAUAUUGAGUACAAUAUUUUCAAAGUUUAAGCAUAUAUAUUCGUACACUGGCAGUGCAUUUAAUAGUUUUAAUCAUAUACUUUAUGAUGAAAAAUACUAAUAAGUUUUACGAUAUUUGUAGUAGUUUAAAAUUUUCUUAACAUUCAAGACUGAUAUUUUGAGGUCUGAAUUGUAGUGCAUUUAUCUAUUUACUAUGCAACCUUACUCAUGGUUUACUAAGUGUAAAUAAUUUUAUUUACCAUACAUGUCUGUAUUUGUUUUAUUCGAAAAUAAAGGCUAAAGAAUAACAACAAA
This is a messenger RNA of Dendroctonus ponderosae (mountain pine beetle), 3001 nucleotides long. RefSeq names its product choline/ethanolamine kinase. The transcript has 9 exons. The record is from RefSeq and is a predicted model, not a curated record. Gene Ontology annotation, biological process: CDP-choline pathway; phosphatidylethanolamine biosynthetic process. The coding region runs from base 395 to 1549 and encodes 384 amino acids. Gene Ontology annotation, molecular function: choline kinase activity; ethanolamine kinase activity. Lineage: Eukaryota; Metazoa; Arthropoda; Insecta; Coleoptera; Curculionidae. Gene Ontology annotation, cellular component: cytoplasm.